This is a messenger RNA of Mya arenaria, 1691 nucleotides long. RefSeq lists its product as uncharacterized. The transcript is spliced from 4 exons. Gene Ontology annotation, molecular function: DNA-binding transcription factor activity, RNA polymerase II-specific; RNA polymerase II cis-regulatory region sequence-specific DNA binding. Gene Ontology annotation, biological process: regulation of transcription by RNA polymerase II. Bases 143 to 808 code for a protein of 221 amino acids. Gene Ontology annotation, cellular component: nucleus. The record is from RefSeq and is a predicted model, not a curated record. NCBI's taxonomy places the organism in Eukaryota, Metazoa, Mollusca, Bivalvia, Myida, Myidae.
UGUUAAUUAAAGCAGCACUCUCACAGAUUAACAGUUUUGACUUUUUUUUUAGAUUUUUUCUCAGAAUCAGCGAAUUUUGCCUAGAUCCAGCUGAAAGACGCUGUAUAAACGUCAGAUAUCCAGAAUAGACGUUUAAACUACCAUGGAGGAAGAUAAAGACGCGCAGGUUGUUCCGUCAGUGGUACCAACCGUUGUUAGCGGAUUAUUUGACAAUUCGGAGUCAGAUGAAAACACGGACUAUUUUACGUCAGAUAAUGUUGGACAUAUCAGCACAACAGUGAACAGUGUCGGGGAAUACUCACAUUUAAAUUUUAAUGGUGCAUGUGGAUAUACAAAUACAAGUUAUACCUCUGACGUAGUUGUGUCAGAUUCCGACAGUGAUGACGUUGAUGACGUCUCGCGACGCCAGCUUCUAGAAAACGGGUUGACACCGUUUAUAAAAGAGGAAUUGAAAUAUUCCAUUCAGACAAAACGGUUAAAAGAGGGAAAGCAGGAAUUGAAAGUGCAAUUUAGUCACCCACCGGAAGAUGUGCUUACACCGGAAGAGGAAGAGCGUGGGGGAAAACGGCGCGUGCAGAACAGAAUGGCCGCGCGCCGCUUCCGGGACAAACAGAAAGACAGAGACCACAAUUUGCAGAAGGAGUGUAGUCGACUACAAAGCACUCAGACGGAGUUGAGGUACGAACUGGCGCAGGCGCGAAAGGAAAGGGACGAAUUCCGCCAGGCGUUUGAUCAACACAUGGCCAUCUGCCCACUACAGUUUUCCAUUAUUUCCAUGCGUCAACCUGAAACUCUUGACAACAUGUGAACACAGAAACAGAUUGAAUUUUCUUGAUGUUCACCUUUCCGGAGAUCAUAUCAGAAUAGGAAAACUAAAAACCCUAGGAGAUCAUAAUUAUAAUCAUAUCCGGGAUUUGCAACCAACAUUGGCGGAAAUCAUAAUUAUUAUAAUCCCGGGGAAUUAAAUGUCAAGAGAUCAAAACAAUAAGCUUUUUAGCCACUCACUUUUUCCGUAGAUAUAAAACUUUCUAAUUUUGAAUGUAUUUUAAUUAGUAGAAAAUUAAUUUCGAUUUGAAUAUUAUAAGUUACGGGGUUAGUAGGUGACCCGAUAUUGGAAAUACGGAUCAAAGGAAAUCUUAUCGCUCGAACCCGAAUAUGGCUCCCUGUGCCCCGUAUAUCCCAUGUCGGGUCACCUGCUGACCAUGUAUCGUAUAUAUCACGUCGCAAACCUGUUGUGUCAUCCGCACAUUUCUACAACAGUAUACAUAGUGCUGGCAAUUUUAAAGUGCCACAGACUGACAGUUUAAGUUUAAAUACUUGCUUUUAUCAAGAAAUCCAGCACUUGAACAGUUUUCAUCAAAAGUUAAAAGAAUUGAAAAAUAAGAAUACUUUUGAAGUUGAAGUAAAAUCACAUCUCAUUGAUGGUAUGAAGUGUGCAAAAUUAGAACAUUUUAUUAAUUGUGAUUCAUUUCGAUUUUUAGCUUGCAUAGUAGUGAACAAUUUUUGUCAAAUAUAGUGUCAUACCGUUUUACAGUCAGUAAUGUUACAUUUUUAAGAGGAAUUUUAAUCUCAGACACUUAAUCAUACUUUAACUAGUCAAAGUAUUUUAUUUUAAUUGUAUAAGAAAACCUUACUUAAACAGCCAACAUCUAAGAACUUGGCAUAUAUUUAUAUUUUUCAUGAGGAACUCA